GGUUCUUCAUGGAGCUGUAGACCAGGCCUGCCUGCAGAUACGCACGCGCUGCUUUUACCUGGAAUGAGUUUGUCUAUCUCGAGCCAACACUAUCUUUACCAUCCUGCUGUUUUACCGUGAGCGCUCGUGACACCAACAGAGGGUUUACAAAUGUUAGUUCACUCCUACUCCACUGCGGACCGGCAUGACGGUGUCUCGAGCCACAGCUCGCGCCUGUCCCAGCUGGGCUCACAUGCGGGACCCUACUCCAGCGCACCGCCGUUGUCUCAUGCGCCAUCCUCGGACUUCCAGCCUCCGUACUUUCCGCCUCCAUACCAGCCGCUCGCUCACUACCAGAGCCAGGACCCUUACUCCCACGUCAGCGACCCGUACUCCCUGAACUCCCUGCACCAGAGCCAGCAGAGCGCAUGGGGGGCACGGCAGCGGCAGGACGCCGCCGGGGAGCGGAUGGAUAGCUCCGCUCUGUUGGCGCAACCUCGUGCUCUGCCUCAGCUGUCCGGGCUGGACCCCCGGCGGGACUACGGUGUGCGGCGGCCUGAUGUGCUGCUGCACUCCGCUCACCCGGGACUGGACUCCGGUAUGGGCGACGGACUGCUGCACGGGCUGCACGGUAUGGAGGACAUCCAGACAAUUGAUGACACCAACGGAACGAACAUCCUGGAUCAAUCAGUAAUUAAGAAAGUUCCCAUGCCACACAAGAACAUGGGCUCUCUGAUGCUGGGGAAGGACGGGCUGAUGGGGGGGAUCACCGUGAACAUAAACGAGGUGUUCUGCUCGGUACCGGGCCGCCUGUCGCUGCUCAGCUCCACGUCCAAGUACAAAGUGACCGUAGGGGAGGUGCAGAGGAGACUGUCCCCGCCCGAGUGCCUCAACGCCUCCUUGUUGGGGGGCGUGUUGAGAAGAGCAAAGUCCAAAAACGGUGGGAAAUGUCUGAGAGAAAAGCUGGAGAAGAUUGGACUCAAUUUACCUGCUGGAAGACGCAAAGCUGCCAAUGUCACAUUACUAACGUCUCUCGUAGAAGGUGAAGCGGUCCACCUGGCCCGGGACUUCGGUUACAUCUGCGAGACGGAGUUUCCCACCAAGGCCGUGAGCGAGUACCUGAACCGGCAGCACGCGGACCCCAACGAGCUGCACACGCGGAAAAACAUGCUGCUGGCGACAAAACAGCUGUGUAAGGAGUUCACAGACCUGCUGGCCCAGGAUAGGACUCCCCUGGGCAACUCAAGGCCCAGCCCCAUCCUGGAGCCCGGCAUCCAGAGCUGCCUCUCCCACUUCUCCUUCAUCACGCAUGGCUUCGGCUCCCCCGCCAUCUGCGCCGCGCUCACCACCCUCCAGAACUACCUCACCGAGGCUCUCAAAGGACUCGACAAGAUGUUUCUCAACAGCCCUCCCAACAACCGGCACGGGGACGGCAGCAACAAGGCCGACAAAGAGGAGAAGCAGCGGAAAUGAAGCGAGGGGGGCGAUGAAGGAGAGCCGAACGGGAGGCAGACACACAGACAGAGGCGUUACACCGUUACUUCUAGCUUUACACCACUGCCACUGACCUGCCACACACAGGGCCGAGGUGGAGGAGGAGGAAGAGGAAGGCUUGGUAGAGAGAACAAGGAGGAAGAGGAAGACACCUGUGGGCCAGUGUCAGAGAGCACAGAGGGAUGUUUCAUCUGUGUUACGUUCUUUUCAUUCCCCUGAGGACAUGAUGGUUACUGUGUUACAUCCAUUUCGCUCCCCCUGCCUGCAUCCUGUGAGACUGAGAUGCUGUGAGCAGCCAACAAACAACAUUGUGUGUGUGCCUGAGUGAGUGUGUGCGUGCUUGUGUUUGUCCUCACACAGAAAAAGCAUUGUGGGUAUGAAGAUUGAGCAUUUUAUCUGUGAAACAGGUUUGUCUGGUUACUUAACACAAGAUACGAGGAGGGAGGGUGUUAAUUUAUGUGUGUAAAUAUUUAUUUAUAUUAAUUUAAAUGGAUGGUUGUGUAAAUAGGUGCGCCAGCUAUUUUGGAGUAGGCCUAUUUAUCUGUGAUUCGACCUUUGUGAGCCGGCGGGGGGGCAGGACUCAUCCAGUGUUUUUCUGUUCUUAUAGAGCUGUUGUCAUGGUGCUGAUGAUGGGUAGACAUGCUUCUAAUUGUCCAGUGAUUUCAUUUCUAUCACAUUGAUAAUAAACCAUGUGU
Molecule: messenger RNA, 2168 nt
Organism: Cottoperca gobio
Lineage: Eukaryota; Metazoa; Chordata; Actinopteri; Perciformes; Bovichtidae
Gene: tfap2b
Product: transcription factor AP-2 beta
Exons: 7
Coding region: 151-1452 (433 amino acids)
Biological process (GO): anatomical structure development; regulation of transcription by RNA polymerase II; regulation of cell population proliferation
Cellular component (GO): nucleus
Molecular function (GO): DNA-binding transcription factor activity, RNA polymerase II-specific; RNA polymerase II transcription regulatory region sequence-specific DNA binding
Source: RefSeq, a predicted model, not a curated record